Molecule: messenger RNA, 3628 nt
Organism: Homarus americanus (American lobster)
Lineage: Eukaryota; Metazoa; Arthropoda; Malacostraca; Decapoda; Nephropidae
Product: probable tubulin polyglutamylase TTLL2
Exons: 10
Coding region: 608-2671 (687 amino acids)
Biological process (GO): protein polyglutamylation; microtubule cytoskeleton organization
Cellular component (GO): cilium
Molecular function (GO): tubulin binding; tubulin-glutamic acid ligase activity
Source: RefSeq, a predicted model, not a curated record
AGAGUGUGGGUGUGACUCUCUCGCGCCUCAUCAGCUCACCAGUGUGUCGGGACCACUCCUGACGGCUGCACGUAUUCUCUGUGCUCUUCUGCGCCACCGUCCGUCUGCCAUUCGGGGUCGUCGCUUACCCCCCCCCCUCUCCUACAGUGCCAAGACCUUAUAUAAAACCCUCCUAACGCGAAACACUCCGUCAGCGCCUUCGUGUAGUUCCCCCCCCCCCUCCAUGCCAUCUCAAAUAACUCAGUGUUUUGAAAGUACACGAAUUUUAUUUUAUUAUUUUUUGAGUUGGAAUACAAGUUUUGCUGGACAACAUAACCUCCUGUGACAGUGACCUAACUUGAACCCGAGUGUCAAAUAAGGUCAAGGACUGGUCGUAAAUGUGUGUGGGCUCAACACUUAAUGACCCCUGGUGACCUAGCGCACCUGUUGACCUCCCUUGAUUACCUAGAACACCCGGUGACCUGAUUUGAUUACCUAGAACACCUAGUGACCUGAUAUGAUGACUUUGAACACCUGGUGAUCUGGCCAAAUGAUUCAGAACACCUGAUGACCCACCCUAAUGACCUUGAAUCCAAUGGGGUGACUCCCUGAUGAGGCUGGCGUCAGGAUGAGGUACGGAGAGGGCGAGGAUCUGGACGAGGUCAGCUUAGGUCGCGGAGGGGAAGAGGUCAAAGUGGCAGACGGACCCAUCUACUACCGGGUUAACGAUGACAACACUGGCCCGGAGCUCUUUAUGGAGGUGUGUGUGGAGCGAGGGUGGAGGGCGUGGGAAGGAGCUGUAGAAGGCGAUGAAUGGGGAGGUCCUGGGUCUUCCUGGCAUCUGUGGUGGCGUCACGGCUUCCCUCCAGGAGUCUACAGGAGGCUGAAGCCCUACCAGGUCAUUAACCAUAUACCGCGGGCUAAUGGGCUCUGCAAGAAGGACAGUCUGGCGAGAGCUCUGCAGAAGAUGAAACACGUGUUUGGCUCAGUCUUCGAUUUCAUACCAGCUACGUACCUGCUGCCGUGCGAAUACACCAAGCUAGUGGCCGAGUACACACGACUAAUGUACCACACCAAACAGGACCAGGGGGGCAAGAACUCAACAAACACAGGUCACGUGGGGUCACUAGGGGUAGGCCAAGCCAUGGGUCAGGUCAAUCAAGACCCCGCCCCCCACAAUAUCUGGAUCUGUAAGCCCAUUAGUAGUUCUCAAGGGCGAGGCAUCUCCAUCUUCCAGGACCUACACGAGUUAAGUUACACCUCCAGCGCCGUGGUCCAGAGGUAUAUACACAACCCUCUCCUGGUGGGGGGCUAUAAGUGUGAUGUUCGUCUGUAUGUCCUCGUCACCUCAUUCCUCCCCCUCACCGUUUACCUCUACACCGAAGGGAUUGUCCGGUUUGGGACAGAGAAGUACAGCUUGGCUUCUCUGGAUAACAUCUUCAGCCACUUGACCAACACGUCCCUAAACAAGUUAGCUCCGGGUUACAGAAUGGAGAAGGAGAGAGUAGGUGCUGGCUGUAAGUGGACGGUGGGCGAGUUACGGAGGUACUUGAAUGGUAGUGGACAGAGAGACUGGUUACUGUGGCAGAGGGUCAGUAUUCUCGUCUCUCUCACUCUCCUUACUCAAGUCGGCCACGUCCCCCACCACCACAACUGUUUUGAACUCUACGGCUUCGAUAUAUUGGUGGACGACACGCUGACGCCGUCGCUGCUGGAGGUCAACCGCUGCCCCUCACUCAGCUACGACUGUGAUGUUGACCGGGUGGUCAAAAAGCCUCUCCUCCACCACCUCUUUGACCUGCUCGGGCCCCCCAAAGUGGCUGAGCCUCUAGGACGCGCCCUCAGGCCCCCGGUCCUCAUCCUGCUGGCCCGCGAGAGACAUAAGAAGGACAGCGAGAAGGACUCCUCCAUCCUUAACGACGACCUCUGCACCGCCCUCGACCUGAAGCAGUACAAGCGACUGAUGGAGAGCUUCGAGAUGUUCCGGCCGAACCUACGGACAAGGAAGUCACGCAGCAGUGUGUGUGAGGACUGUGAGGAGAGCGGGUACAGGCCACCCGCCACGUCUCCCGACGCCCGCCAUUCCACCCCGGGUUCCUACAGCAUUGAAAACUUCCGCGUCGUCGGCAAGAAAGACACUCAGAGGAACUCCAACGCAAAGGGUGUCUCUCCGCCAGGUGGUGGGCGGUGCGUGGCGCCGCGUAGACGACGAUCCAUCUCGUCCCUAUCGGGCGUCCCUCACGACCCGCUGGUGCCGGAGGAACUGAGUCUUGACACGUUCGUCCCCGUCACCUUCAACACGACGUUCCAGCGAGUGCGUCGCCAAUUCGUCAACAACCACAGCAGCAGAAGCUACAUGUCGCUGGUCAGGAGUGGUCGAGAGGGCCAGGUGAUGGACCUGGGUGGUCGUGGGCGGCCCAGCUCGUCUCGUCGUGGUGAGGGAGGUCGUGGUCCACAGCGGUGCCCGGCGCGGAGCGGGGACUGGGUGAGGACGUUCCCGUACAAUGCAGCGACGCUACACGCCAGCAAGGACCCUCUGUACACCAAGACGCUGGUGUCAGAGCUGCACAAGUACAAGAGAGCGUGUGAGAAGGUGUUUAGAGACAACCCCGCCGCCGCUGACGACUUCCUGGACGCCUUAGUGCAGAAGAUGUUGUGGAGAGACAGUGUCAUAUGGAGGCCCAAGACUUAACCUCUAGUGCGUUAAUUUAGCCUUAAGUGUUUUACUCUUAGUCACAGAGGAGAUAAGUGUUACCUUAGCUUCGUCACCUGAGACCUUCACUGCCAGAAAUGUCCGCAUCUAGCAACUAUAUACUGUAUCAACUCGUCCGUUCCGAGAUGACGAGCUGUUUUGUGCCUUUACAUUCAUCCCUUUUGGCGUUAGACUCGGCUCGUCCCGCUGGCUGACACUGGUUCAUCACCUGCACUAGUUCCUCCCCUCGCGCGCCUCAACCUUCUCCAUGUCACCUCCCUCGGGAAUCUAUUUUUUUCUCAGCGGGCAGAUCCUGAGGGAGGGUUUGUGUACAACGUGGCCGGCCUGCCACUGUGGGGGCUCUCCAUGCCCUCAUCUCCAUAUUAAAUGUUUGUUAUUAUAACCAUCAUGAGUUUAUUAAUAUCCUGAAGCCAAUGGGUUAGGUCUGUUGUGUCUUGAUCACUGCACCACUAGCACAGCCCUGCCCCUUAAAUUGCACAGUCCUGACCCCUAAAUUGCAUAGUCCUGACCCAUAAAUUGCACAGUCCUACCCCUUAAACUGCACAGUCCUACACCUUAAUACAACCUCAGCCAAGAGGAAUGUUUUGGUACCAGGCGAUAAUGGCGUCUAUCAGCUGAUGUAAUAAAAAAUGGUGCGGAAGAUAAUGUACUUGAUGGAGCUUCACUUGUGUUUCAAUCUGUCAAGAGCUUAACGUCUGUAUAACACAUUGUACCUCCCUAGUCACAGUGUACCAUCAGUAACAGGUUCGAGGAUAAUAAACAACACUGAAUAGAAAUUAAAACUACUGUACACUCAAAGGAUAUGUAGUUAUAAGGAGGGUAAUAAAGGAAUGAUUAUGGGUGAACGAUAAUAUGUUGAGUGUUCUAGACAACGUUAUAAAAUGGGGCCUCAAUCACCAUCCUGAGGUAGUAGUUGUCUGGUUAUUGUGUACCUCC